Phytomonas sp. EM1 is the source of this 600-nucleotide messenger RNA. Lineage: Eukaryota; Euglenozoa; Kinetoplastea; Trypanosomatida; Trypanosomatidae. The record is from the annotation of a GenBank genome assembly.
AUGACACGUGAUGAUCUCAACCGUCGCCGUCUCCGCGGUCUUUACGAUCGUAACAAACGCCGCGUCGCGGCGUUGGCCGACGCGCGGGACCGUCGGCGGGAGGGCGACGAUGAGGUCUUCGCGCCACGCCGCUACGUCGUCAGUGAACGCCGCACGCGCACGGAAGGCUUCGGCCGUGGCGGGGUGCAGGUCCGACAGGUGAUCCGCCGCGUAACGCGACUCCCCCCGCGGGAGAUGUUCCGCAGUCGGGGGAUUUUCCGCCGCGGGAAUCGCGAUCGCUUCCGCCGCGAUGACGGCGACCUCCGGGAAGGGCUGCGGGAGCGCUUUCAGGACCGCUUCCAGGAGCGUCGUCGGGGAGGGGGGCGUGGGAAUCGCGAGCGGGGGGGGCGUCUGGGCGACGCCGCACGGAGUCGUCUUCGCCUCCGCCGACGUCAGCGUCCGCCGCCGCCGCCGCCGAGGGGGCGUGGGAAUGAAACCCCUCGCGGAGGGGCGCUGAAUGAGCGCGGCGGGGGGAACCAGCGGCGGCCUCGCCCCGCGCGCGAGAAGUUCCCCACACGUGAACAGCUGGACGCGCAGCUCGACCGGUUUCGCGCGAACUAG